Molecule: messenger RNA, 1109 nt
Organism: Schizosaccharomyces japonicus yFS275
Lineage: Eukaryota; Fungi; Ascomycota; Schizosaccharomycetes; Schizosaccharomycetales; Schizosaccharomycetaceae
Product: mediator complex subunit Med20
Exons: 2
Coding region: 63-881 (272 amino acids)
Biological process (GO): regulation of transcription by RNA polymerase II
Cellular component (GO): protein-containing complex; mediator complex; nucleus
Molecular function (GO): transcription coregulator activity
Source: RefSeq, a predicted model, not a curated record
CCCGUGUAUGUAGUCGCGACGCGAUUUGUCUGAGACUAACACUAGAGUAUAGAGAAGUGAAAAUGCCGGUUCACGGGCUGUUGCAUUGUAGCCAUGUGUCUAUGGCUACAUUUUUGGCAGUUGCACAGGAUCGACUCUUGAAACAACAUCAUGCCCAAUUUCUGCGGAAGUGGAAUGUCCACUACAAGCUGUACAGAAAUGCAAUCUCACCUAAAGUGCUCGAGUUCCUUUAUCAAAACACGCAACCGAACAUGAUGGCUUCUAUCAACAAUGAGGAAGCUGUUGUAGACACAGAAACUGAUUUAGAGGCCAUCAUUGUUCGAACCAAAUUGUGGACCUUUCGACAGCACUUGUGUGCUGAAGGUGCCAUCUACGAGGUCGGUGAUUUCGUCAUAGGAGUCGCCAAUCUGCUGCAGAAGACCACAUGGAAGGGCUUUCUCGUUCACGUUGUGUUCAAGGGCUCUGACGAUAUGUCAAUUGCACAACCCAUUAUUCGUGACCUCUGUGAAAGCUGCUUCUUUCGGGAUCCGACUGUCCCUGUUCACGAAAGUUACUACAUCAGCGAACAGCAAUAUGCUUCACCAAAAACACUUCAGAGUCUGUUUAAGCAGCGUAACACCAUGGAAAGAAAUUCUUCUACUACUUCCCUUCACGCCUCCGCCAAUGUCCCUCCUAUGGUUCCUGCACCAACUGCCGAGAUUCCUUCCGGCUCAACCACCGAUGCGUCCUCUGCCGCUGCUGCUGCUGCUGCUGUUGCUUCAAAUAUGCAGCAGGGUCUCCACCCAGCGGCCCCCAAUUCUGCUGCUGCUGCUGCCUACAAAACCGAAUUCCCCAUGAUACUAACGAACACCGAUUCCUUUGUAGAUCUCACAAACAUGUAACCUUUCCCCGCAAUAAAAAUCCCCGACUAUAGAUGUGUGAGUGUGAUCGACGACGAAAAAGCAGAUCCCCCGCAGCCGAAGACGAACUUUAUAUUUACAUACGACUACAAGUCCUACAAACCAAACCAAUUGUUUUUAAUCAAAAAUAGCAGAAUCAAGAAGCCAUUUAGUCAAGAGCGUCAGUCACAACACCCUUGGAGGCAGUGGAGACAUUACGGGCAUACUUAA